AUAAGGGGGUGGGGGCCCUGAGAGGGGGGGUCACAGAGGUGAGACAUGGCCACCAGGCGUUUAACCGACGCUUUCUUGUUGUUGCGGAAUAAUUCCAUCCAAAACCGGCAGCUGUUAGCCGAGCAAGUGAGUAGUCACACCACCUCCAGCCCUCUGCAUUCACGUAGCAUUGCUGCGGAGCUGGACGAGCUUGCUGAUGACCGAAUGGCGCUGGUGUCAGGCAUCAGCCUAGAUCCAGAAGCAGCAAUUGGUGUGACAAAGUGCUCACCUCCAAAAUGGGUGGACGGAGUAGAUGAGGUACAGUAUGAUGUUGGCCGCAUUAAACAGAAGAUGAAGGAGUUAGCCAGCCUCCAUGACAAGCAUUUGAACAGACCCACCCUGGAUGACAGCAGUGAGGAAGAGCAUGCCAUCGAGAUAACCACCCAAGAGAUCACCCAGCUCUUUCAUAGAUGCCAGCGUGCUGUGCAGGCCCUGCCCAGCCGUGCACGAAGGGCCUGCUCCAAGCAGGAAGAGCGGCUACUGCGGAACGUGGUGGCAUCACUGGCCCAGGCCCUGCAGGAGCUGUCCACCAGCUUCCGGCACGCCCAGUCCGGCUACUUGAAACGCAUGAAGAACCGAGAGGAAAGGUCACAGCAUUUCUUCGACACAUCAGUGCCACUAAUGGAUGAUGGAGAUGCUGCUGCUGUGUAUGAUCAGGGUUUCACGGAUGACCAACUGGUUCUGGUGGAGCAGAACACCCUGAUGGUGGAGGAGAGGGAGCGAGAGAUCCGUCAGAUUGUGCAGUCCAUUUCUGACCUCAGUGAGAUCUUCAGGGACUUGGGAGCAAUGAUUGUGGAGCAGGGGACAGUCCUUGACAGAAUUGACUAUAAUGUUGAACAGUCCUGUGUCAAGACCGAAGAUGGCUUGAAGCAGCUUCACAAGGCAGAGCAGUACCAAAAGAAGAACCGGAAGAUGCUUGUGAUCUUGGUACUGGUUGUCAUCAUCGUAGUCCUCAUUGUGGUCCUCAUCGGCGUAAAGUCUCGCUAGUGACUCCACGUUCUGGAGAGCGCUACUGCAUGGGCUCCUUGAGUGUGAGGGCGUGGCUGGCGCCACACCACUGUACUCCCUACAGAGCAUGGCCCGCUGGCCCAACAGUGGGCAGUGGACCUUCCUGUGCUCGGCCCCUCUGGUGGACUGGAAUGCAGGCUCAGCCAUGAGUUUCCAUCUCUGUCCAGAGUUUAAGGAUGUGAAGCUCUUGCUGAGGAGACUGGCCCUUGACCAGCUGUCAUGUAAACAUGCUUUCUAGAAAGUGGAGUGAGUGAAGGUGUGCAGGCGUUACUGAGGCACCAAUGUGAUAUGCAUGCACUUGUUUUUAGCACUCAUGUCUGAGCAGCAUGUUAAAUAAUUUCUAGGAAAUUUUUUUCAAUUAUCUGGUUUUUAAGAAGUUUGGUACCAAAAAUUUAUGAGUAGAGGCUCAAUAUGCCUCUUCAUCUUCCCAGCUGAAAACAAACUAAGAAGUCCUUCAAGAAUUUAUAAUCCGUUCCCCAUUAACUUAAUUUAGCUUUUCCAUCACUGUUAACGAUCAGAGUAACAAAGUGUGAAAAAUAAGAAACCAUCAUUGAUGUUAAUUAACACAUUUAGACGGGCCAGUUAAACCAGCUUCAUGCUUUUAAAUCAAUUGUAAGUAGCAUAUUCCUCAUUCAGAAUCUUGCACUGCAUUUUCUACUGUAAACCAAGAGGGUUACUAAGUAAAACCUCCUAAAUCAGAAUUUGGUUGUUUGAACCUCAGUACAGGAAAGCCUGACAGUGUCACAAACUGAACUAAGCCGGUGUGUCCCUAGCCAUCCCCACUCAGUCUAUUACUUACAUUCUAGCUACAUAAUGACCUGUCCAAACCUGACUCCAUUUGAUGAGCUGUAAAUUUACACAGAGGCCAUUUUAAAUGGGUCACCCCAUUUAGAAUUAGUGGAUCUCGAAUUAUUAACCAAACAUCACUCCAUUUUAAAGUAAAAUAUUCUACCCAUGAUUUGAUUUAUCGACUCUUCCGUUGACACUUAGCAAUGCCCAGAAAGCGGGUAUAUUCCUGAGGACAGUGAGAACCUCAACUAGGGCUGUCCUCUGUGUGUGUGUGUGUGUGUGUGUGUGUGUGUGUGUGUGUGUGUGUGUGUGCACGCACUCUAGUGUGCUGUGUGUAGAUAUGUGUGCUCUAUGUGUGUGCACGCAUAUCAGAUCGCCAAAGGCAGGCUCUGUUUACCUACUUGCUAACCAUGGUGCUGGGUGCUCUGCAGAGCUAAAGUGAUGCGGGCGGUGAUGGGGUUUUGAAGACAAGGGUGUGAGUGUCUUGUUUGCCCUGUCUUCAUUGACACUGCUGUAACUUUAGUGUUCUUUGCGUGAUUAUGAUGGCUUUUUAAAAUUGUCUCUGCUUCUCUUCAAUUAUUUAAGAGUGUGGCUCUGUUGAGUGUGUACCGUUUUAUUUGUAUUUAUGCAAAUGUUUGCCUAUAUAGAUUUCACUGAAGGGUGACUCAAAACUCCAGCUUGUGCAGAUCUACCCUGCACUCAGCCUCCCUACCCAGACUGUGGGGUAUUGGGGACCAAAGGUUUGCCAGACUCUUUCAGUGACAUUAGUAGGGAUGGUUGGAACCCAUCACUUCAGAAUUGGGAAGAGGGGGUCCCACAGGCCUCCUCUCCUGACUUCUGAGGGUGGACUGUCAAAUCAGGGCACCUGCUUUAAGCAAUCUGUGAAGGCCACGCUCAGUGACUGUGAGGGCCUGGAAGAAAAGCGACCUUUUAAGAAAGGUCACCGUGUAUUUGUAUUUAUUUCCCUGAAUGGGUUUUUGUUUGUUUGCUUGUUUGUUUGUUUUGUUUUGUUUUGUUUUUGUUUGGGGAGGGGGAUUAGUUUCCCCCCUAACCUCUCUGGGUAACCUAACAGAUCUGGUUAGGAAUUGUCCCAAGGACCUGUGGGAACCUCUUCCCUGUCCCCUUCUGUCUGUAGACAGCGUGGUUCUGGUCUGGGCGUAGCCACCCUGAUGGGUGCAGAGCCUUGUGCACCAGCUCUUUGAGCCUGUCCUGGGGGAGAAGACCAGAAGCUCAUGAGGAUACCAGAGAAGUUAGUCUCGACGUCCUGGUAGCGACAAGUUCUGCCUGUGGGCCCAUCCUGCCCUUCAGUCUGGCCACGGAGGUGACAAUCAAAUCUGUCCCUGUGCCUAGGAAGUGCCCUGGGGAUACCACUUUUUUCCACUGGACGACUCCUGUAGAGUGGGGUGGAAAGAGAGAAGUGUCUGUCCUUUGGGGCCCCUGAGAGAACGGCUGUCUGUCUGUCUAUCUGUCUGUCUGUCUGUCUGUCUGUUGGGGGGCAUUUGGAUGCUGGCUGGGCCACUGUGUGAAGCAGUGUGUGUCUAAUUUAACGGAUGUACCGCUUUCUCUGCUAAUUGAGAGAGCAUUAUUUAUUUGUUUUGACACAAGUGCUUGCAGGGUUUCAUCCCAGCUAAUGGCUUCUUAAAGGUAAUAAAACCCGCCAACCUAAUUGGCCAGAUAAGACUUUUUUCCUUGUGUGCUUAAAUAAAGCAAUUAGUGAAGCACUUCUAUCCAAAAUGACUUUUUUUUUUUUUUUUUUUUUUUUUUUUUGUCCUAACUAAUUUACUGUUACUGGAAACUUUUUGUACAAUAAAGCAAUCUCACAGAUUGAAAAGCA
Molecule: messenger RNA, 3670 nt
Organism: Phodopus roborovskii (desert hamster)
Lineage: Eukaryota; Metazoa; Chordata; Mammalia; Rodentia; Cricetidae
Gene: Stx16
Product: syntaxin 16
Exons: 9
Coding region: 46-1026 (326 amino acids)
Biological process (GO): vesicle fusion; intracellular protein transport; vesicle-mediated transport
Cellular component (GO): SNARE complex; endomembrane system; membrane
Molecular function (GO): SNAP receptor activity; SNARE binding
Source: RefSeq, a predicted model, not a curated record